This is a messenger RNA of Closterium sp. NIES-65, 5193 nucleotides long. Lineage: Eukaryota; Viridiplantae; Streptophyta; Zygnematophyceae; Desmidiales; Closteriaceae. The record is from the annotation of a GenBank genome assembly.
AUGGACGUGGACGUGGACGUGGACGUGGACAUGGACGUGGACAUGGACGUGGACAUGGUCGUGGAAUUUGACGUGGACGUGGACGUGGACGUGGACGUGGACGUGGACGUGGACAUGGACGUGGACGUGGACGUGGACGUGGACGUGGACGUGGACAUGGACGUGGACGUGGACGUGGACGUGGACGUGGACGUGGACGUGGACCUGGACGUGGACGUGGACGUGGACGUGGACAUGGUCGUGGACGUGGACGUGGACGUGGACGUGGACAUGGACGUGGACGUGGACGUGGAGGUGGACGUGGACGUGGACGUGGACGUGGACGUGGACGUGGACAUGGACGUGGAGGUGGCCGUGGACGUGGACGUGGACGUGGACGUGGACAUGGACGUGGACGUGGCCAUGGACGUGGCCAUGGACGUGGCCGUGGACGUGGACGUGGACGUGGCCAUGGACGUGGCCGUGGACGUGGACGUGGACGUGGACAUGGACGUGGACAUGGACGUGGACAUGGUCGUGGACUUUGACGUGGACGUGGAUGUGGACCUGGACGUGGACGUGGACAUGGACGUGGACGUGGUCGUGGACUUUGACGUGGACGUGGACGUGAACGUGGACGUGGACGUGGACGUGGACAUGGUCGUGGACGUGGACGUGGACAUGAAAGUGGACAUGGACGUGGACGUGGACGUGGACGUGGACAAGGUCGUGGACGUGGACGUGGACGUGGACAUGGACGUGGAUGGGACAUGGAAGUGGACGUGGACGUGGACGUGGAUGGACGUGGACAUGGACGUGGACGUGGACGUGGACGUGGACGUGGUCGUGGACAUGGACAUGGACGUGGACGUAGACGUGGACGUGGACGUGGACGUGGACGUGGACGUGGACCUGGACGUGGACGUGGACAUGGACGUGGACGUGGACCUGGACGUGGACGUGGACAUGGACGUGGACAUGGACGUGGACAUGGUCGUGGACGUGGACGUGGACGUGGACGUGGACGUGGACGUGGACGUGGACAUGGACGUGGACGUGGACGUGGACGUGGACGUGGACAUGGACGUGGACAUGGACGUGGACAUGGACGUGGACAUAGAUAUGGACGUGGACGUGGACGUGGACGUGGACAUGGACGUGGACAUGGACGUGGACAUGGUCGUGGACUUUGACGUGGACGUGGAGGUGGACAUGGACGUGGACGUGGACAUGGACGUGGACGUGGUCGUGGACUUUGACGUGGACGUGGACGUCGACGUGCACGUGGACGUGGACGUGGACGUGGACGUGGACUUGGUCGUGGACGUGGACGUGGACGUGGACGUGGACGUGGACAUGGACGUGGACAUGGACGUGGACGUGGACGUGGACGUGGACUUGGACGUGGACGUGGACGUGGACGUGGACGUGGACGUGGACAUGGACGUGGACGUGGACAUGGACGUGGACAUGGACGUGGACAUGGACGUGGACGUGGACGUGGACGUGGACGUGGACGUGGACGUGGACGUGGACGUGGACAUGGACGUGGACGUGGACGUGGACGUGGACGUGGACGUGGACGUGGACCUGGACGUGGACCUGGACGUGGACGUGGACGUGGACGUGGACGUGGACGUGGACGUGGAGGUGGACGUGGACGUGGACGUGGGCGUGGACGUGGGCGUGGACGUGGACAUGGACGUGGACAUGGUCGUGGACGUGGACGUGGACGUGGACGUGGACGUGGACGUGGACGUGGACGUGGACCUGGACGUGGACCUGGACGUGGACGUGGACGUGGACAUGGACGUGGACAUGGACGUGGACAUGGACGUGGACGUGGACGUGGACGUAGAUAUGGACGUGGACGUGGACGUGGACGUGGACGUGGACAUGGACGUGGACAUGGACGUGGACAUGGUCGUGGAAUUUGACGUGGACGUGGACGUGGACGUGGACGUGGACGUGGACGUGGACGUGGACAUGGACGUGGACGUGGACGUGGACGUGGACGUGGACGUGGACCUGGACGUGGACGUGGACGUGGACGUGGACAUGGUCGUGGACGUGGACGUGGACGUGGACAUGGACGUGGACGUGGACGUGGAGGUGGACGUGGACGUGGACGUGGACGUGGACGUGGACAUGGACGUGGAGGUGGCCGUGGACGUGGACGUGGACGUGGACGUGGACGUGGACAUGGACGUGGACGUGGCCAUGGACGUGGCCAUGGACGUGGCCGUGGACGUGGACGUGGACGUGGACGUGGCCAUGGACGUGGCCGUGGACGUGGACGUGGACGUGGACAUGGACGUGGACAUGGACGUGGACAUGGUCGUGGACUUUGACGUGGACGUGGAUGUGGACCUGGACGUGGACGUGGACAUGGACGUGGACGUGGUCGUGGACUUUGACGUGGACGUGGACGUGAACGUGGACGUGGACGUGGACGUGGACAUGGUCGUGGACGUGGACGUGGACGUGGACAUGGACGUGGACAUGGACGUGGACGUGGACGUGGACGUGGACAAGGUCGUGGACGUGGACGUGGACGUGGACGUGGACAUGGACGUGGAUGGGACAUGGAAGUGGACGUGGACGUGGACGUGGAUGGACGUGGACAUAGACGUGGACGUGGACGUGGACGUGGACGUGGACGUGGUCGUGGACAUGGACAUGGACGUGGACGUAGAUGUGGACGUGGACGUGGACGUGGACGUGGACGUGGACCUGGACGUGGACGUGGACAUGGACGUGGACGUGGACCUGGACGUGGACGUGGACAUGGACGUGGACAUGGACGUGGACAUGGUCGUGGACGUGGACGUGGACGUGGACGUGGACGUGGACGUGGACAUGGACGUGGACGUGGACGUGGACGUGGACGUGGACAUGGACGUGGACAUGGACGUGGACAUGGACGUGGACAUAGAUAUGGACGUGGACGUGGACGUGGACGUGGACAUGGACGUGGACAUGGACGUGGACAUGGUCGUGGACUUUGACGUGGACGUGGAGGUGGACAUGGACGUGGACGUGGACAUGGACGUGGACGUGGUCGUGGACUUUGACGUGGACGUGGACGUCGACGUGCACGUGGACGUGGACGUGGACGUGGACUUGGUCGUGGACGUGGACGUGGACGUGGACGUGGACGUGUACAUGGACGUGGACAUGGACGUGGACGUGGACGUGGACGUGGACUUGGACGUGGACGUGGACGUGGACGUGGACGUGGACAUGGACGUGGACGUGGACAUGGACGUGGACGUGGACAUGGACGUGGACGUGGACGUGGACGUGGACGUGGACGUGGACGUGGACGUGGACAUGGACGUGGACGUGGACGUGGACGUGGACGUGGACGUGGACGUGGACGUGGACCUGGACGUGGACCUGGACGUGGACGUGGACGUGGACGUGGACGUGGACGUGGACGUGGAGGUGGACGUGGACGUGGACGUGGACGUGGACGUGGACAUGGACGUGGACGUGGCCGUGGACGUGGACUUGGACGUGGACGUGGACGUGGACAUGGACGUGGACGUGGCCAUGGACGUGGCCAUGGACGUGGACGUGGACAUGGACGUGGACGUGGCCAUGGACGUGGCCGUGGAGGUGGGCGUGGGCGUGGACGUGGACGUGGACGUGGACGUGGACGUGCACGUGGACGUGGACGUGGACGUGGACGUGGAUGUGGACGUGGACGUGGACGUGGACGUGGACGUGGAUGGACACGUGGACGUGGACGUGGACGUGGACGUGGACCUGGACGUGGACCUGGACGUGGACGUGGACGUGGACGUGGACGUGGACGUGGACAUGGACGUGGACAUGGACGUGGACAUGGUCGUGGACGUGGACGUGGACGUGGACGUGGACGUGGACGUAGACGUGGACGUGGACGUGGACGUGGACCUGGACGUGGACAUGGACGUGGCCAUGGACGUGGACAUGGACGUGGACAUGGACGUGGACGUGGACGUGGACGUAGAUAUGGACGUGGACGUGGACGUGGACGUGGACAUGGACGUGGACAUGGACGUGGACAUGGUCGUGGACUUUGACGUGGACGUGGACGUGGACCUGGACAUGGACGUGGACAUGGACGUGGACGUGGACGUGCACGUGGACGUGGACGUGCACGUGGACGUGGACGUGGACGUGGACGUGGACAUGGUCGUGGACGUGGACGUGGACGUGGACGUGGACGUGGACGUGGACGUAGAAAACGUGGACGUGGACGUGGACAUGGACGUGGACGUGGCCAUGGACGUGGCCAUGGACGUGGACGUGGACGUGGACGUGGACGUGGACGUGGACGUGGCCAUGGACGUGGCCGUGGACGUGGGCGUGGACUUGGGCGUGGACGUGGACGUGGACAUGGACGUGGACGUGGCCAUGGACGUGGACGUGGACGUGGACGUGGACGUGGACCUGGACGUGGACAUGGACGUGGACGUGGACGUGGACAUGGACGUGGACAUGGACGUGGACGUGGACGUGGACGUAGAUAUGGACGUGGACGUGGACGUGGACGUGGACAUGGACGUGGACAUGGACGUGGACAUGGUCGUGGACUUUGACGUGGACGUGGACGUGGACCUGGACGUGGACGUGGACAUGGACGUGGACGUGGACGUGGACGUGCACGUGGACGUGGACGUGCACGUGGACGUGGACGUGGACGUGGACGUGGACAUGGUCGUGGACGUGGACGUGGACGUGGACGUGGACGUGGACGUGGACGUGGACGUGGACGUAGAAAACGUGGACGUGGACGUGGACAUGGACGUGGACGUGGCCAUGGACGUGGCCAUGGACGUGGACGUGGACGUGGACGUGGACGUGGACGUGGCCAUGGACGUGGCCGUGGACGUGGGCGUGGACUUGGGCGUGGACGUGGACAUGGACGUGGACGUGGACAUGGACGUGGACGUGGCCAUGGACGUGGACGUGGACGUGGACGUGGACGUGGACGUGGACAUGGACGUGGACGUGGACGUGGACGUGGACAUGGACAUGGAGGUGGACAUGGACGUGGACCUGGACGUGGACGUGGACGUGGACGUGAACUUGGACAUGGACGUGGACGUGGACGUGGACGUGGACGUGGACGUGGACAUGGACGUGGACGUGGACGUGGACGUGGACAUGGACGUGGACAUGGACAUGGACAUGGACGUGGACAUGGACUGGACAUGGACGUAG